Molecule: messenger RNA, 1441 nt
Organism: Blepharisma stoltei
Lineage: Eukaryota; Ciliophora; Heterotrichea; Heterotrichida; Blepharismidae
Source: the annotation of a GenBank genome assembly
AUGAGUGAAAAAGCAAUUUCCAAGACUGACAUUCGAAGAGUAAGACCACUAUCAGAAAGAGCUCGAAAUUUACUGAAAAACUUCAACUCUUCCAAUCCUAGCAACUUUUUAAACAAAUUCAAAGACAAAAUCGAUACUCUUAGCCCAUUUCUGCAAAAGAAGAUAGAGAAUUUAGGGACAAAUAAGCAUAACAGGACUUGCGAAUUCAAAGAGACAAGCCUCUACGAUAAAUACAGCUCAUUUUGGAAAAAACCAAAAAAUUCAGCUUCAGAUGUAAAGCUCUUCCUUUAUAUUUUUGAAAAGAUGAAAGCCCGCAGGCUAAGAGAUUCUUUACGGAUUCUUGACAAAAGAUCAAAUGAUUUGCCAUUUGCAGCAACAAUCUGUCCUAGAUGCAAUUAUGUUGGCUUAACCUUACUUACCACAUCAACGAAGGAAAAAUUAUCACCAAGAUUUUUAGAUAAAAUCAAAAUGAUUUUACCAUCUAAAACUAAUGCAGUAUAUACAACUGUGCAGCCAACGCAAGAAGAAAAAGAAUUGUCUCUAUCUUAUGCACCAACUGAAUACAGAUAUUCUAAAAGCUCAAUUUCUCAUGAUAUUGAUUCACCAGUAAAAGUUAACCUUAAUAAAACUCCAACUUAUCACAAGAAAAAUAUUUCUGAGUUGCCAGAUUUAAGUGAAAUCCAGAAAAAUUUCAGUGAAAAGCAUUCAAUGUACUCUGACGAUUUAUCAGACUAUGAAAACAGCCAUGCAUAUAAUUCACAAAAAUAUAAAGAUGAUAUAUCAUUUGAAUGUUUUGACCAGUUUCUUUAUUCUGAAACAAAUUCGAAAAUAAAUGAUACCAAUAUCGGAAAAAACAAAACAGUUAUACCGAAGCUAAAUAUUUCUGCUAUCAAAAAGCCUCCAAGAUAUAAAAAUAUAAUUACAAAUAUUGACCCAAAAGGAUCGAUUGAAGUUUUGACUGGAUCUCCAGUUUAUCAUGAAGCAUCUAAAGGGCUUGAGAAAUUAUCUAUAUUAAUGAAAAAGCAUUUAAAGCCUUUAUAUUCUAGAAUAUUUAUUAAAAACGAAAGAAUUUUAGAUCAAUCACUCUCUUUUGAAUUUAGUCGAGAAGAGUUUCAAUCUAGCAGAAUUAAUUUAGACUCGAUAUUAGAAGGGACGUUUGACUUCGAAGGACCAGCACUUCAUGCAAAAAUAGAAGAGAAUUCGAUUUCUACAAGAAAAAAAUUGCCAGAGCCAUCUUUGAAUCAAAAAACAGCGUUUAGGAUUUUUCAUUCUAAAGUAGGGAAACUAAUAUUUAGAAGGAAGAUGUCAGCAUUUUUUAAACUUGCAGAAUUAAAAAAAUAUAAUGGUUUUGCUAAAUAUGGCAACAAAAUUCCAAACAUUUUUAAGUAAAAAAUUACCUUUUGCUCUUAAGAAUCGUAGUAUCUUACUUUAAAGAGUAUAA